Linum trigynum is the source of this 5935-nucleotide messenger RNA. NCBI's taxonomy places the organism in Eukaryota, Viridiplantae, Streptophyta, Magnoliopsida, Malpighiales, Linaceae. The record is from the annotation of a GenBank genome assembly.
CUAUUACUCUCCGUUCUUAAAGCUUAAAUCUCAACUUAAAUACUUGACUGACACUGGGAUCCCCCACUAGCUAGUCUGGUUGCCAACUCAUACGUAUGAGAAGCCAUCAAGGCUUUCCUUAAACUUAAACUUAGUUAGGGAAGUCGUAACGAUUCAUCCCCCUAACAUCUUAAACUUAUCGUGGUGGCUCUUCACCACGAUUCCCAAGAGCAUAACUGCUGCUCAUCUUAAAUAUCUCAAGAGCAUAACUGCUGCUCUGUCUCAAAGAUCUCAAGAGCAUAACUGCUGCUCUAUCUGAAAAUCUCAAAUGGCAACAGACUAGCGCUAGUGACUAAAAACACUUAAAACGACUUCACCUUCUUGAAGGUGAGUUACUUCUUAAAAAGAACUUGUUUCUUAAACUCUAACAAUAAAUUAAACAUAACGCUUUAAUGUAAAUAGCACAAAAUCACCUUAAAUCACAUCAAAUAGCACAAAUCACCUCAGACCAUAACUCAAGCAAAGCACAAAUAAUCAAUCAUGCAUAUAACCAAGCAACGGUAACCAAUUCGCUAAAAUACUUAAAAGAAUACGUAAGGCGUAGAAUUUACCCCCUUAACACUCACCUGACUGUGUAGCUAAAAUCCAUCGGCUUCAUGAACUAGGUACUCCAAAAUCCAUCGGCCUCUGUCUCUAUGAGGCAAAAUAUCAAACACCUUAAGCUCAAUUAUGUUACCUCCUUCUUGGUGUCGUAAGCUUGACUACAGUCAAUAUGCCGGUAUCCGUAUACAUUGGAAAACAGAGAAGCCACUUAUGCAUCAGAAAUUAGAGAAGCUCCCUAUGCAUAAAAACCAUUCGAGGGGACGAAGAAGAGGGGAAAUAGACAGCGUCAGAAGCGGAAUGAGUUACCGGCAGAUUUGGGCAUGAAGCGAAGGGAGAUGAAGAUGUAGCGACAAAGCUGAGCUCCAAAAUUGAAAAAGCACUGGCGAGUCGAUCCAUAUUCCUUCAUCGUCUUCUGCUGCUUAGGAUUUCUAGCUUCUCAUCUCACAUAGACUGAAUCUAUCGGCAAAGCUCACAGCUAUGGACCUCGCUUCGCAUUCGACAAUAAUUUGGGAUUUUUGUGCUAUGGAAGGAGAAGGGGAAGAAGAUAGAAGAGCGGUGUGGAGCUUGACUUGGGAUUUGUUUUCUUUCGAUCCGAGAGCAAUUUGCUUUCGGUGGAGAAUUAAUGCGAGGGUUUUAUGGUGAGACCGAGUGGGUAGGGUUCUAGGGUUUUAAUUAGUCACAGGGUUAUUUGUGGAAAUUCACACUUGCGGGUGAGUUUAAUCCGAAACUCAAUUAAUGUCCGUAACCUUCUCAUUUUAUGUCGAAAUUCGACACCGCUUGAACUGAUAGUUCACAUUUUAAUUCCUCCUUGACAUUACGGUGAAACUUGACCCAAGGGUAUAAUAUUCAUUUUGACUUUUGGGAAGAGCGGGGUGUAACAGCAGAAAUAACACUUGAACAGCAGCAGCAGCAGGAAUUUCUUCAAAUUCCAACUGCAGAGAAUACACAAAAGGAGCUUGGGUUGGCUGCUUUGUGCCAUGAUUUGCAGCUGGCAGAGGAGAGUUUCUUCAGGUAGAAGUCAAGAAUUAAAAAUAUACAGGAAGGUGAUGCAAACACAUCAUAUUUUCAUGCAAUGGUGAAUAUUAGGAAUCAUAAGCAUACCAUUAUGAAGCUGAUUAAGGAUGAUAAUACGGAAGUGACAUAUGUUAAGGAAAUGGGGGACGAGGCUGUUAGGUUUUAUAAAAACCUUUUAGGGGAGGUUGAUAAGGAAGUUCAGAUCCUUCCAGCAGCAGUUGAGGAAGAGGUUAGACUCAGAAGGUGUCCAAAUUUUGUUGACUCCAGUUACAAGGGAGGAGAGCAGGGAGGUGUUUAAAAAGAUGCCAAAUGAUAAAGCCCCUGAUCCGGACGGCUUUAAUGCUGAGUUCUAUAAAUCAGAUUGGUAUGUUGUUGGAGAGUUGGUGGAGGAGGUGAUUCUGGAAUUUUUUCAAACAGGUGUAAUGCAACAGCAGGUAAACUCCACUAUUCUAUCUUUAAUACCUAAAGUGGUUAAUGCAGAUAGAAUGAAAGAUUUUAGGCCCAUCUCCUGUUGCAAUGUAAUCUAUAAAGGCGUAUCUAAAAUCCUAUCCAAUAGGUUAGCAGCUGUGCUUCCUCAGGUUAUAUGUAAAUCUCAGUCAGCUUUCAUAAAAGGGAGGUUAAUUAGUGACAAUAUUCUGAUGGCUAGUGAGCUAGUAAAAGAUUAUCAUAUGAAGAAUACUACAUCUAGGUGUGUGCUGAAAAUCGAUCUAAUGAAGGCUUUUGACUCGGUGAGUUGGUCUUUCCUGUUUAACAUGAUUCUAGCUAUGGGAUUUCCAGAAUCAUAUGUUAAGCUUAUAGAGGCAUGUGUUACCACUCCUAAACUCAGUGUCUCUUUUAAUGGAGGUUUAUGUGGCUACUUUUCUGCUGGUAAGGGACUCAAGCAAGGGGAUCCCCUAUCACCAUAUCUGUUCAUAGUGGCAAUGGAGUACUUCUCAUGUUUAAUACAUAGAGCAGUUGUUGAUAAUCAAGUUCCAUAUCAUCCACGUUGUAAAGCACUAGAGAUCACUCAUCUAUGCUUUGUAGAUGAACUUCUAGUGUUUACAAAUGGAUCCAUAAGAGGGGUGGCUGGUGUACAGAAGGUGCUAGCACAGUUCUAUGUUGAAUCUGGUCUUCGAUGCAACCCUACUAAAUGUCAAUUGUUUUGAUGUGGUCCCUGAAGAAGAGAAGCAAUGGAUUUCCUCUUUAUUGGGUUUCCCCUGGGGAGUCUGCCUGUUUGUUAUCUUGGAUGCCACUUAUUUUAGGUAAACUCUCAUCCGCUGACUGUUUAGUGCCUGUUGAUAAAAUAACAAAGAGGAUAAGGGCUUGGCAAGCAAAGAAGCUUAGUUAUGCGGGUAGAUUGCAACUAGUGUCUCUGUUAUAACUAGUAUUAUGCAAUACUGGAUGGCCUUGUUCCUAAAACCACAAAGAAUACUAAAAGAUAUUGAAAGAAUAUGCAAUCAAUUCUUGUGGGGUGUUGGAGGUUCGAAUCUAAGAAAGAGAUCUUUGGUUGCUUGGGAUUUUGUGGCGCUGUCAAAGAAUGAAGGAGGUUUGGGGAUAAGGGAUUUUAUAAAAUGGAACCAGGCUUGUGUAGUCUGCCACAUCCGGAAUCUGCUAGCUGAAUCUGGAUCUCUGUGGGUAGCGUGGUUAAAGAAAUAUCGUUUAAAGCUUAAAUCCAUAUGGGAUGUAGCAGUUCAGUCAGCAAGUACUUGGACCUGGCGGAAAAUUCUUAAAAGUAGAACUGGAGUAAGGCCUCAUAUAUCUACCAGUGGUGUAACACUUGCUUGGGAUGGUAAGAUCUUGCCAAAAUAUUCUGUUAAGCUUGUCUGGCAAACUAUCAGGGCUCCUAAGCCUUUAGUUGAUUGGCACAAGGUUGUUUGGGGGAAGCCAUAUAGCCCAAAGCAUAGUCUGUUAUUGUGGCUUGUCAUUCUUAAUCGGGUUGUCACAAAGGAUAAGUUGCAAAGUUGGGGUCUUGCUGGUGAAGUUUAGUGUGUUCUUUGUCCAGGUGGAGAGGAGUCAAGAGAUCAUCUAUUCUCUAUCUGCCCAUACAGUAGGCAUGUUUUAUGCUCUAUUCUGUCUCGCUUUUGUAGUGCCCUUGUCUUUAGUUCAUGGCAGGCACAUCUAACCUGGGAAACAAGGCUGUGGAAUAAUGGAGUAGGGAAGAAAGGUGAAGGACGAUUGAGGUGGUUUUUAUGCAUUAGUUAUCUGUGGAGAGAACGUUGUUGUAGGACUCAUUAUGCUGUGAUUUGUUCCCCCAACAUGCUGGCUAGACGAAUUGAAGAGGAAGUUAAAUUGAUACUUGCUGCCAAACCUUGCUGAUGUAAAUGAUGCAUAGAUAGCGUCUCUUGUUCUUAGCAGUUUUGAUCUUUGAACUGUUGCUAUUUCCUUUACGGGUUGUACUUGGAGAGGGGGUUUGCGGUUUGCAACCCUAGUGCUUAAUCCAAUUUUUGAUUAACCAUAAAAAUAUUGCAUUGAUUUUAUUGAUGUAGGACAAGUGUUCAAAGAGUAUUUUCAGCUUUGGGUUACAUCAAGAACAAGCUUAACAAUCGAAUAUGCGAUACCGAAAUCCACCACAAACAAAAUUUGAAUGCAUUUAGAACGUGCAAACGAAAAGUUCUCACCCUGUUCACAAAUCAAUACAAGUCUCGACAUGAAUACGCACCAACCACAACUAAGCAUACAUAAUAGAACAUACAUAGACAAUUUUUUUGAGCAGUAUAGACACCAAGUGUAUACUACAAUUAUUCGAAAUAUGAAAACACAUAGUGAACUUUUAGGUAUUUUCUUAUUUAAUAAUCAAUUAAUUAUUAUUAUUAUUAUUGAUUUUUAUUAAAUUUAUUUAUUUUAAGAGGACACUCCUAUAUAAAAUUUCUCGGUCCACCACUGCUGUUAGUAUGUAUAUACUAAUGUGCAUGUUUGUUGUUUCGAUGCAUUUAUAAUGGUUCGUAUUUUGUUGUUUUUGUGCACCGAAAACAAAGAGAGUAGUGAUGGAAGUUUUGGUUUAUGUAUAUAACGACAACGGACUAGGUUCGGGUCCUUAAGUCUAUUGACUUAAGAAUUAUCUUAAGUCAUUUCUAUUGGUUGAUAAUAAUUUAGGUAGUUAAUAGAUUAUUAGUAGUUAAUUGGUGGUUAGAGGUAAUUAAGGUAAUAAUAACUAAUUAAUUAAAAUAUUAAAAAAACAUAAUUACGACCACACUCAUCAGUUACCUCCCUAAGCCCUAUUAAAUGGCGUCCUUGUCAAGUGUGUCAAAACGCAAAAUCCCACAUAUUCGCCUCCGCAAGCAUUUCAUAAUGAGAAAUCGUUAAUAACGUUAUUGUAAAGCAUUGAUAAGUAUUUUGAAAUCAUUAAUAAUGUUAGGUAAAAAUUAAUUUCAUAUACUCUAAGAAUGACAAUGUAAAUCGAUAAUAAUUGAUCACCAAAUGUUAAUAAUAUUAUUAGAAGUCAUUUUAAGAGGUCAUGAUUGACUAGUUAUGGACAUGAUGUGAAAACAUGAAUCAUUAGUAAAGAUAUUGUAAAUCAAAUAUAAUGUUAUUCAAAUUAUUAAUAACGAUGUGACAUAAUUUUAAUAAUUAAUUCUUAAGCGUUGAUGAUAAAAAUAUUUAUAGGUAAUAGUCUAAUGUCAUUUUUUAAUGUUGAAGCCAAUUAUUACUAACAUUUUUCUUUUAAUUUUUAACAUAAUACAAUAUUAUUUUGAACUUUUUAAUGAUAUAUGAUACUUAACAUUGAAUUUGGUUAUUAUUAAUAAUUUUGUGUUGGUUUUCAACGAAAUUCAAUUUUCUUUUCAAUGACAUGCUCAUUCAUUAUUAACCGUUUUCAUUACAUGUAUUAACAGUUUGAUGUCAUUUUUAAUUGUAAUAUAUCAUUGUUAAUAUAUUUUCUUUAGUUUUGAACGUAAUACAACAAUCAUAUGUACUUUUUGGUUGGUAUUUGAUACUUAACAUUGAGUAUGAACAUUAUAUUUUUGUGCUUGUUUUCAACAAAAUACAAUUUUGUUAUCAUUGAUCGAUGAGAACAAUAAUGUAAACCGAUAUUAGUUGAUUGCAAAACGUCAACAAUGUCAUUGAAAGUCGUAAUAAGAGGCAAUGAUUGGCUAGUUAUAAACAUGACAUGAAAACAUGAAUCGUAAAAAAGAUGAUGUAAAUCUAUGAUAACUUUGUUUAACCCUUUAAUGACAAUGUGACAUAACUUUAAUAAUUUUUUUAUAAUUGUUGAUGAUGGAAAUGUAUAUCGUUAGCAGUUGAACUAAAAUCGUAAUAGUAUAAUUGUAAAACAUUGACAAGUAUAUUAAAAAUGUUAAUAAUGAUGAGAUAUAUAAAUAGCAAUUCAUUUCAUAAACAUUGAUAAUGAAAUUGCAAAUGUCAA